Molecule: messenger RNA, 1017 nt
Organism: Aspergillus terreus NIH2624
Lineage: Eukaryota; Fungi; Ascomycota; Eurotiomycetes; Eurotiales; Aspergillaceae
Product: isocitrate lyase/PEP mutase family protein
Exons: 3
Coding region: 1-1017 (338 amino acids)
Molecular function (GO): catalytic activity
Source: RefSeq, a predicted model, not a curated record
AUGAAGGUUGACGAAGGCCCGAUCAACGCUUCCGACAUUGCAAUUACCAUAACCGUGGAGAAGGACGGUGUAUAUGAAGUCAACGGCGUCAGACACGAGCCUUCUGUCUCUGUGCACAUGCUCACGGGUGCGACCAAGCUGCGGCGUCAACUUCGCGAGUCAAAUGAGUUGAUCGUUUGUCCCGGUGUGUAUGAUGGCUUAUCCGCACGGAUUGCUAUCAACCUUGGCUUCAAGGCUAUGUAUAUGACUGGAGCUGGGACAACGGCGUCGAGACUCGGAAUGGCGGAUCUCGGACUGGCUCAGCUGCAUGACAUGCGUACCAAUGCAGAGAUGAUUGCCAACCUAGACCCAUUCGGGCCCCCGUUGAUUGCUGAUAUGGAUACGGGAUACGGCGGUCCUCUCAUGGUGGCAAAGUCCGUCCAGCAGUACAUUCAGGCGGGUGUUGCAGGCUUCCACAUUGAAGACCAGAUCCAGAACAAACGAUGUGGACAUCUGGCCGGCAAAGCCGUGGUGAGCCUGGAUGAGUACCUCAUCCGCAUCCGCGCAGCCAAGCAAACCAAAGAUCGUCUGCAUUCGGAUAUUGUUCUGAUUGCACGCACCGAUGCCCUUCAACAGCACGGUUAUGAUGAGUGCAUUCGCCGGCUGAAGGCCGCCCGGGACCUGGGUGCCGAUGUCGGCCUCCUCGAGGGCUUUACAUCCAAAGAACAGGCCAGACAGGCGGUUCAGGAUCUUGCGCCAUGGCCCCUGCUUCUGAACAUGGUGGAAAAUGGAGCCGGACCGGUGAUCACCACCGAGGAGGCGAAAGAGAUGGGGUUCCGAAUUAUGAUCUUCUCGUUCGCGUCGCUGGCCCCGGCAUACUUGGGAAUCAAGGCAGCUUUAGAGCGUCUGAAGACUAAGGGUGUUGUAGGAACACCUGAAAACGUGGGUCCAAAGAAGUUGUUCGAAGUCUGUGGACUGAUGGAAUCCGUUCAUAUUGAUACAAACGCUGGUGGAAGUGGAUUUGCAAAUGGUGUUUGA